UUAUAUUCAUUUUAUUACUGUUGUAUGAGGAAAGUCGUCACAAGUGUUUUUAUUAUCCUGUUAGAACAAGACUUUACUUCUAUGUAUUUUGUAGAUUCAUUUGUAUAAAAGUUGAACCUUACCUAACCUCAAUUUUAUCAUCACAGCACACAGCAUGUUUUCAAUUUAUGCUAGUGGAUAACUAUACUUUAUGAACAUUUAAAAGGGCUUCCGGUCAUUCCCUUCAGUGGUCAAGAUGAUAAAAACCCGCUCGGUUCCAAAACACUUUGAACCCGAAAAUGUCACCUUUUCAAUAUUCACGGAAAAGGAGAUUAAAGACAUCAGUGUACUGCAAAUUGUGACCCCUUUAACAUUAGACUCACUGGGGCACCCCAUUUUGGGGGGAUUGUAUGACAACAGACUUGGUCCUUGCACAGACCGAAGUGCUCCUUGUGGAACCUGCAACAAGAAUAUUACAUUAUGCCCUGGGCAUUUUGGCUUUAUUGACUUACCGGUACCAUGUGAAAAUCCUUUAUUUCAUAAAGUAAUUGGUACAAUACUAAGAUACUCCUGCUUAAGCUGCCAUAGGCUCCAGAUUACGGAAGUAACAAGAAAAAAAAUUCAAGCAUUAAAAGAGCAAAAUGGUGAAGAUGUCAUUCAAAUGUCGGUUAUUAAGCUUAUUUUGGAAGAGGUGAAAAUGGGUAAAGGGUGUCUUUUCUGUAAAGCAAGUAUGGACAAGAUACAGGUUUUGGCUAAUAGGAUUUUGAUGGUCACCAGAAGGCUCGACAAGUCCAUUACCAAUCAAAAAAAUAAGAUACAGGCCAUGGAAUCAAAAUAUAUUAACCCAUCGGAGGCAAAGAAUUAUUUGAGGGAAAUUUGGACCAAUGAGGAGGACCUUAUUAGGAUAAUUGCUCCAGUUUUAGAUGAUAUUGCCUCCGAAUAUCCAACAGAUGCCUUUUUCUUUCAAGUUAUCCCAGUUCCUCCACCGAACGUACGUCCUGUUAACUAUUUGAAUGGCCGAGUACUAGAAAACCCUCAAACUACUGUCUAUAAAAAUAUAUUGACUAACGCCUUGGUCAUGAACCAUCUUAUAAGAGUUGUCCAGAAAAAAGGUGAUACAAGUGUUUUAGUCUCGAAAGAGGCUAAAGAGUUUUAUGAUGCUGCCAAAGGAAAAACUCCAAUCGAAAAGCUGAAUAACUGUUGGGAAGAUUUGCAAAGCGAUGUUAAUGGAUUGUUAUCAAAAGAUCCUGGAAUGAAUAGAGAGGGGAUUGGAUUAAAACAAAUCAUUGAGAAGAAAGAAGGGAUAAUUCGACAACACAUGAUGGGAAAACGUGUAAAUUUCGCCGCUAGGUCAGUUAUUACUCCAGACCCUAAUCUGGAUGUAGGUGAAGUGGGAAUCCCGGAAGUUUUUGCCAAAAAGCUCACAUUUCCUGUUCCGGUUACCCCAUGGAACGUUGAGCAACUCAGACAGCUUAUUAAAAAUGGUCCAGAAGUUCAUCCAGGAGCGGUUUUAGUGGAGAUGGAAGACGGUUCCAUUAAAAGAAUCAAUCCAGAAAACAAGACACAGCAAGAAAGCUUAUUAAAGAUUUUAUUAACACCUCAUAAUCAACGUAGAGGAGGUUUCCAAGGAGUGAAAAUCGUGCAUAGGCACCUUCAAAACGGUGAUAUUUUACUGUUGAACAGACAGCCUACAUUGCAUAAGCCUUCCAUAAUGGCACAUAGAGCAAGGAUUUUGAAGGGGGAGAAAACAUUAAGGUUGCAUUAUGCUAAUUGCAAAGCAUACAAUGCAGAUUUUGAUGGUGACGAAAUGAACGCUCAUUUUCCUCAAGACGAAGUUGCCAGGAGUGAGGGAUAUAAUAUUGCCGAGGUGGCGCAACAGUACCUGGUACCCAAAGACGGUACUCCUCUAAGUGGCUUAAUUCAAGAUCACAUGAUUGCUGGAGUAAGAUUAUCGUUAAGAGGGAGAUUUUUCGGAAGAAUGGACUAUCAUCAACUAGUGUUUCAAGCACUCUCGAACAAAACCGAUGAGAUCACGCUACUGCCUCCGUCAAUAUUAAAACCCCAACCUUUAUGGUCGGGUAAACAAAUCUUAUCCACGGUGCUUAUAAACAUCAUCCCGAAAGGUAAACAACUGAUUAACUUAACGGCUUCCUCCAAGAUAUCCGCGAGGGCAUGGCAGAAAAAUAAGGAGAGGCCUUGGAAAGCUGGCGGGACCCCUUUUAAAAACCAAAAUACCAUGACCGAAGCCGAAGUUAUUAUACGGGAAGGCGAACUUUUAUGCGGAAUCUUGGAUAAAACCCAUUACGGGGCCACCCCGUACGGUCUGGUGCAUUGCGUUUACGAGCUUUAUGGUGGAAGAUACGCAAUUACGUUGCUUAGUUCGUUUGCAAAGCUUUUUACCAGAUUUUUGCAACAAGAAGGUUUCACUUUGGGCGUACACGAUAUUUUGACGGUACGAAAGGCCGACAAGAGCAGAAAGAAAAUUAUCCAAGAGUCCAGGCAGAUCGGCAAACAGGCCAUUGCCAAUGCCUUGGAAAUUCCUGUCGAUAGCGCGAGCGUUGAAGAAAUGGCCGAAAUGGUUGAAGAAAGGUGUGCUGUAGACCCGAAAUUUAGACAGAUAAUCGAUCGUUCGUACAAAUCAUCUCUCGACUCUUUUACAAACGCGAUUAACAAAUGUUGCCUACCAGCCGGCUUAGUUUGCAAAUUUCCGGAAAAUAAUUUACAAUUAAUGGUUCAAUCUGGUGCGAAAGGUUCCACAGUAAACACUAUGCAGAUUUCUUGUUUGCUGGGACAAAUUGAGUUGGAAGGCAAGAGACCUCCCGUUAUGAUUUCAGGAAAGUCCCUUCCCAGUUUUACAGCCUUUGAAUUCACCCCCAGGGCAGGAGGUUUUAUCGAUGGUCGUUUUAUGACCGGAAUUCAACCACAAGAGUUUUUCUUUCAUUGUAUGGCAGGUAGAGAAGGACUUAUUGAUACAGCAGUAAAAACUAGCAGAAGUGGCUACUUGCAGAGAUGUCUUAUAAAGCACUUGGAAGGUCUUCAUGUGGGAUACGAUUUAACUGUUAGAAACAGUGACCAAAGUGUUAUUCAGUUCCUCUACGGCGAAGACGGCAUGGAUAUUUUCAAGUCUCAGUUUUUCAAUGAAAAGCAAAUGCAAUUCUUGCAAGAUAACGCUAAAUGUAUCAUUCAAAAGGAUAUAUUGCACCAGUUGGAAAAGGAGGAAGAACUGCAACCGGUUGAGGAAUAUCGCGCCAAGUUACAAAAUUGGAUUAAGAAAAACGGGUCGCCGUUACAAAAAGAGAAAAGUUCGGCUUAUUUGUGCUUUGCGCAGAGUUUAAAGGAGAAAUAUGGUAAAGAAGUGAAACGAAAGAAAAUCGAGAAGUUAUGGAGGGAAACCAAGAAAUCGAGCGAUUUGGAGCAAAUUUUGAUAGACCAGUUGGUUUGUCCUGACCCAAUAAAUUCGGUCUUCCAAUCGGACCAUUACUUCGGAACCCUAAACGAACGCCUGGACUCUCUAAUGACCAAAUUCACCGAAGGCAAAAAGAAAAAAGAGAAAAAACAAUUCGAGAAAAUGUUUAAAUUAAAGGGCAUGCAAAGCAUGUGCGCUCCUGGCGAACCUGUCGGGCUAUUAGCCGCGCAAUCCGUAGGCGAGCCUUCGACCCAAAUGACCCUAAACACCUUUCACUUUGCCGGCCGUGGUGAAAUGAACGUGACCCUCGGUAUACCGCGUUUAAGGGAAAUCCUGAUGAUGGCUUCGAAAAAUAUCAAGACGCCCUGCAUGGAAAUUCCGUUUAAGAGUGUAGACAACUUGGAGGAAAGAGCGAGAGAGCUUAGGAAACUGCUGACCAGGGUAGUGGUGGGAGACGUUUUAGAAAAAAUUGACGUGACUGUUAAUUUGGAUUUGAAUCCCGUUAGGCAGCACAGAUAUACCUUAACUUUUCAAUUCCUACCCUCAGAAUGUUAUAAUCAAGAUUACCUGGCAUCCAUUAAAUCAAUUCUAAAACAUAUGAAAAAAAAGUUCUUCAGGGAAAUGUUUAUUGCUAUAGCGAAAGUGUCGAAAACAAAAUCAAACCUGGUUUCUAUGGAACAAGCACCAAAAACUAAUAUAGAAAACGAGGACAGUGACGAUGAAGUACCCAAGACAAAAAUCCCAUCGAAAUCAAAAUCUGUGCCGAAAAAUGACGGAGACAGUUCCGAAGAUGAGGUUGAGGAUGAAGAAGACGCGAAACUAGUUACAAAAUACCGAGAUCAGCAAGAGGAUCAGGACCCAGAAGAUGAGGAAGAGAAAAAGGAUGUCGAAAGUGAUGAAGAAAUCGAGGGACCGGAGCCCGAUUAUGCCGAAGACCAAUCCACAGAUAACACGGUUUUGGAAAAAUAUAAUUUCGCCAAUGAGUACAAAGAAGAUAGAGCGCACCAUUGGUGCAAACUGACCUUUAGUUUGCCCAUGGAAUACAAAAAGUUGGAUUUGACUGCUAUCUUGAGAGACGUCGCCGCUAAAAGUGUUAUCUGGGAGACCCCGAAUAUUAAAAGGGCGAUAACUUACGUGAAAGAUCACGAAUUGAUGAUGAGAACCGAUGGGAUUAAUGUGGGAGAGAUGUGCAAAUACCACGAUUUACUACAGUUAGAUCGAUUGUAUUGUAACGAUAUUCACAAAAUGGCCGAGACUUAUGGAAUCGAAGCCGCCUCAAAAAUCAUUGUUAAGGAGGUCAAAGACGUCUUUAAUGUAUAUGGCAUCAAGGUGGAUCCGAGACAUUUAUCCCUUAUAGCAGAUUAUAUGACGUUUCAUGGUACUUUUGAACCUUUAAGUAGAAGAGGAAUGGAAACCAGUCAUUCGCCUUUACAGCAGAUGUCUUUCGAGUCGUCUUUGCAGUUUUUGAAAGGUUCUACUAUCAUGGGGAAAAAAGACGAUUUACAAAACCCCUCUAGUAGCCUUAUGCUCGGAAAACCGUGUAAUACGGGUACUGGGUCGUUUAAGCUUUUACAUAACAUACCGAAAUUAAGUGUGUAAGUUUUAAUGUUUUUUUUAAAAUAAAACCACAAAAGUAAAAAAAAAGUUUA
Molecule: messenger RNA, 5034 nt
Organism: Anthonomus grandis grandis
Lineage: Eukaryota; Metazoa; Arthropoda; Insecta; Coleoptera; Curculionidae
Gene: RpI1
Product: DNA-directed RNA polymerase I subunit RPA1
Exons: 27
Coding region: 236-4984 (1582 amino acids)
Biological process (GO): DNA-templated transcription
Cellular component (GO): RNA polymerase I complex
Molecular function (GO): DNA-directed RNA polymerase activity; DNA binding
Source: RefSeq, a predicted model, not a curated record